UACUGCAGGUCACAGAGACACGCACUGGGCCUCUGGGCUGUAACAGCUAUGACAAUCUGGACUCUGUGAGUUCCGUCCUUCUGCAAAGCACGGAGAGCAAACUGCACCUUCAAGGUCUUCAGAUAAUCUUUCCUCAGUAUCUGCAAGAGAAGUUUGUCCAGUCGGCCUUGAGCUAUAUCAUGUGCAAUGGGGAGGGGGAAUACCUGUGCCAGAACAGCCAGUGUCGAUGCCAAUGUGCCGAAGAGUUUCCACAGUGCAACUGCCCCAUCACGGACAUCCAGAUCAUGGAGUACACGCUGGCCAACAUGGCCAAGUCUUGGGCUGAAGGUUAUAAGGACCUGGAGAAUUCAGAUGAGUUUAAAUCAUUUAUGAAGCGCCUCCCCAGCAACCACUUCCUGACCAUCGGGAGCAUCCAUCAGCACUGGGGCAAUGACUGGGACCUGCAGAACCGCUACAAGCUCCUGCAGAGUGCCACAGAGGCACAGAGACAAAAGAUCCAACGCACUGCCCGCAAGCUUUUCGGCCUCAGUGUACGCUGUCGCCACAAUCCCAACCACCAGCUGCCUAGAGAGAGGACAAUUCAGCAGUGGCUUGCAAGGGUCCAGUCGCUCCUCUACUGUAAUGAGAAUGGGUUUUGGGGAACCUUCCUGGAGAGCCAGCGGAGCUGCGUGUGCCACGGCAGCACCACGCUGUGCCAGCGCCCCAUCCCCUGCGUGAUAGGCGGGAACAACAGCUGCGCCAUGUGCAGCCUGGCCAACAUCUCCCUCUGUGGCUCCUGCAACAAGGGCUACAAGCUGUACCGAGGCCGCUGCGAACCACAGAACGUGGACUCGGAGCGCAGCGAGCAGUUCAUCAGCUUUGAGACCGACCUGGACUUCCAGGACCUGGAGCUGAAGUACCUGCUGCAGAAGAUGGACUCGCGCCUCUACGUCCACACCACCUUCAUCAGCAACGAGAUCCGCCUCGACACCUUCUUUGACCCUCGGUGGCGCAAGCGCAUGUCCCUCACUCUCAAGAGCAACAAGAACCGCAUGGACUUCAUCCACAUGGUGAUCGGCAUGUCCAUGCGCAUCUGCCAGAUGCGCAACAGCAGCCUGGACCCCAUGUUCUUUGUCUAUGUCAACCCUUUUAGCGGGAGCCAUUCAGAGGGCUGGAACAUGCCCUUCGGGGAAUUUGGCUACCCACGCUGGGAGAAGAUCCGUCUCCAAAACAGCCAGUGCUACAACUGGACUCUUUUGCUGGGCAAUCGGUGGAAAACAUUUUUCGAGACGGUCCACAUCUACCUACGUAGUCGGACUCGGCUACCUACCCUACUGCGAAAUGAGACUGGCCAGGGCCCCGUGGACCUGUCCGAUCCCUCCAAGAGGCAGUUCUACAUCAAGAUCUCGGAUGUGCAGGUGUUCGGGUAUAGCCUGAGGUUCAACGCGGACCUCCUGCGCAGCGCGGUGCAGCAGGUCAACCAGUCCUACACACAGGGAGGCCAGUUCUAUUCCUCUUCGUCGGUGAUGCUCCUCUUGUUGGAUAUUCGGGACCGAAUUAAUCGCCUGGCCCCUCCUGUGGCCCCGGGGAAACCCCAGCUGGACUUGUUCUCCUGUAUGCUGAAACACCGCCUGAAACUGACCAACAGUGAGAUCAUCAGGGUGAACCACGCCUUGGACCUGUACAACACGGAGAUCCUCAAACAGUCGGACCAGAUGACAGCCAAACUCUGCUAACCCGGGACUCCUUGCCAUCGACUUUCCCUGUUGUUGUGCACACACAACAGAACAAAAUGAAGCAAAACAAAACAAAACAAAAAAACCCACAAAAAUUUGUAAAAUGUAAUUAAUAUUCAAAGAAAAGGAGAAAAAUCUUCAUUUGUUGGAAAUGAAAACGUUCUAGCAACUGUAUAAAACCGUUGGGCAUGUUUGUUAUUUCUAUACUCUGUCAUGAAGAAGGGUCUCAGCCUUUUUUGGAGCAUUGAGGGAGUUGCUUCUUAGGCCUCAGGUGCUGUAUUGAGGGGGGAGAAAGGAGAAAGCAUAUGCAAUGAAUUGUAAAGAUCUCUGCUGUGCAGGUGCUAAGAUUAAACACUAAAAAGAAAGAGAGAUAUAUGUAAUGUACAACUGACACUGCCAUUUUUCCUUUUUGGAGGAAAUGGACAUAGAUAAAGAAGAUAUUUCUUCGGUUAAGA
Rhinopithecus roxellana (golden snub-nosed monkey) is the source of this 2170-nucleotide messenger RNA. RefSeq names its product BMP/retinoic acid inducible neural specific 1 (gene BRINP1). The record is from RefSeq and is a predicted model, not a curated record. The transcript has 4 exons. The coding region runs from base 180 to 1715 and encodes 511 amino acids. Lineage: Eukaryota; Metazoa; Chordata; Mammalia; Primates; Cercopithecidae. Gene Ontology annotation, biological process: positive regulation of neuron differentiation; negative regulation of mitotic cell cycle.